Molecule: messenger RNA, 670 nt
Organism: Phytophthora sojae
Lineage: Eukaryota; Oomycota; Peronosporomycetes; Peronosporales; Peronosporaceae
Exons: 5
Coding region: 261-617 (118 amino acids)
Biological process (GO): vesicle fusion; intracellular protein transport
Cellular component (GO): endomembrane system; SNARE complex
Molecular function (GO): SNARE binding; SNAP receptor activity
Source: RefSeq, a predicted model, not a curated record
GCGCGACGGCGUGGGCGUCGUGGCUGGACCGGCUGGAGAGCGCGCGCGGCCAGGAGCAGGUGCUGUCCAGCAAGAUCCGCACGGGGAACUCGGGCGCCAUCGGCACCAGCGUCUUCGCGCUGCAGCAGAGCGUCUCGCGGCUGAAGCGCGACUUCGACCAGCUCAAGCGCUCCUCCAGCACCGCAGUGACGAAGCAGGAGAUCGAGCGGCGCGAGCGGCUGCUGAACCAAUUGGCACGAGACCAGCAAGAGGACUUGGAUAUGUAUAACAGCCGGAAGACUUCUCGGGCUGCAGUGAGUCCUGGGGCUGCGGACGCGCCGGUGAGGCUGCUGAGCAUGCAGAACCAGAUUAUGAAGGACCAGGACCAGCAGCUGGACUUGAUCGGCCAGGGCGUGUCCAACCUGCGCAACUACAGCCUGACCGUCAAGGACGAGACCGAGCUGCACGUGCGGCUGCUGAACGAGAUCGACGACGACGUGUCCCGGGUCACCGACGGGCUCGAGUCCGAGGGCGCGCGCGCAGCCCGGGUGGCCAAGCAAAGCAACAACACGAAGCUGUACAUCAUCAUCCUGGUGCUCCUGCUGAUCCUCAUCUUCCUCCUCCUGGCGGGCGGAUAAGCAGCGAGCUAUUAUAACAAGACAAGCGAGCAGCGUGUGUGUGUACUGUUAGU